AGCCCCCGCCUCGCACCGACUGCACCGACAGCAGCUCUCCGCGCCCCGGCACCAUGAAGAGGAUUAUCGCAGUGUUUGGAGCCAGCGGGGCUCAGGGAGGCUCGGUAGCGAAAGCUCUCCUGGAGGACGGCACCUUCGCCGUCAGGGCCGUGACCCGCGACCCCAGCAAGCCGGCGGCCCUGAAGCUGAAAGAGGCCGGGGCGGAGGUGGUGGCUGCCGACCUGGAUGAUAAGCGGAGUCUGGAGGCCGCCCUCAGCGGGGUCUACGGAGCCUUCGUGGUCACCAACUUCUGGGAGCAUUUCAGUGUCGCGAAGGAGAUCGCGCAGGGAAAGCUGAUCGCUGACCUGUCGAAGAGUCUGGGCCUGAAACACGUGGUCUUCAGCGGCUUGGAGAACGUCAAGAAACUGACCGGGGGCAAACUGGAGGUUCUUCACUUCGAUGGCAAAGGCGAGGUGGAGGAGUACUUCCGAGCCAUCGGGGUCCCAAUGACCAGCGUGCGACUUCCCAGCUACUACGAGAACCUGCUGACCUUCUUCAGGCCUCAAAAGUCGCAGGACGGGAAGACCUACAGUCUGAGCCUCCCGGUGGGCGACGUUCCGUUUGAUGGAUUUUCCGUGGCCGAUCUUGGUCACGUGGUGGUCAGCAUCCUGAAGUCUCCAUCAGAAUACGCGGGGAAGGACAUCGGUCUUAGCGCGGAGAAGCUCACGGCGGAGCAAUACGCAGCCAUCCUGUCCAAAGUCACGGGCAAGACCAUCAAAGACGCCAAAGUUUCUCCCGAUGCGUACGAGAAGCUGGGAUUCCCGGGAGCCGCAGAGCUGGCCAACAUGUUCCGCUUCUACAUGAUGAGGCCCGACCGGGACGUGGAGCUCACGCUCAAACUCAACCCCAAAGCCAAGAAGUUCCAGCAAUGGUUGGAGGAGAACAAGGACGCCUUUAAGGACUUGUAAUCAAAAUAAGGAAAUGCAGACCUUUUUUUAAUCACGUGCCAUCAGCGCCAUGACAUCGACUUCGAACCCGGAAUCCUAACAAUCUAACUCUACAGAAAACACAACGUUCCGCGUAACGAGCGAUGAUGUCAUUAAUGGCUUUCUUCUGUUUUGUGUUUGUAAUAAACAGAAUAUUCUACUGUU
Messenger RNA from Spea bombifrons (plains spadefoot toad), 1130 nucleotides. RefSeq names its product nmrA-like family domain-containing protein 1. Lineage: Eukaryota; Metazoa; Chordata; Amphibia; Anura; Pelobatidae. The record is from RefSeq and is a predicted model, not a curated record. The coding region runs from base 54 to 947 and encodes 297 amino acids. The transcript is spliced from 5 exons.